This is a messenger RNA of Cladocopium goreaui, 287 nucleotides long. Lineage: Eukaryota; Dinophyceae; Suessiales; Symbiodiniaceae. The record is from the annotation of a GenBank genome assembly.
GUCUAGCCGCAGCCAAAGUGCUGUCGUGACACCAUCAAGGCAUGGACGAUUUGUCUCAUGAGCAGACCUUCAACCAGGUCACGAUGACUUGGGAUGGUGGAUGGAGCGUGUCCCCAUCACAGCCAGUCAACAUGAGCCUCGCUGACAUUCUGGGAAACCAUGUCAUGCAGGCAAAGUUGUACGAGGCAGCACUCUCAGCAUCCUCGAAGAUCGAAGAUGUGAGGGCAUCUCUUGGAGCGGCCAACGACGCCCUCACCACCAGUGCGACCAUGGAGCUGCUCAUCUGA